Messenger RNA from Globicephala melas (long-finned pilot whale), 5902 nucleotides. It is a transcript of the gene FNBP1, whose product is annotated as formin binding protein 1. The record is from RefSeq and is a predicted model, not a curated record. Gene Ontology annotation, molecular function: protein binding. NCBI's taxonomy places the organism in Eukaryota, Metazoa, Chordata, Mammalia, Artiodactyla, Delphinidae. Gene Ontology annotation, biological process: endocytosis; signal transduction.
GACUGUGGCUUUUUUCUUGGAGUGUGGGGCCCGGGAAGUCGCCGAGAGGCCUAAGCUGGCUACUUCGAGGCCGUUCAGUUGGCUUCCGCUGUGAGGACUUUAGGUUUAGCCAGAAGAGGUGGCGCCUCCAGUGCGGACCCUGUGGCGGUUGCCAUGGCAGCAGUCGCUGGGCAGGACCAGCCCGGUCGUCGCCUCAGCCCGGCGGAGCUUGGAAAGCGACCUUGGGCCUGCGCGACUCGGCCCACCGAGUCACCCCGCUUUCCAAAGGGUGGGGGUACCGCCAGGGUGCCUGGCCGUUGAUGGGACUGAUUUCCCGAGCAGCGUUGACUCGGUGGAAAAUGCCAAGUUCGUGGCUUGUCUUUUAGUCCUUUGGUUUUUUUGAGGCUCUUCACACUGAAAUUUUUGACGAAGUGGUUGUAGUGAUAGGAAUUUAUUGAGCCCUUAUCAGGCACUUCGUUAGACCUUUUGUGUGCAUUUUUGCAUUUAAUCCUUGGAAAAAUCUGAUGAGAUAGGAGAUGUGAAAACAAAUCCAAGGAACUCAAGUGAUUUGCUCAAGAUCACACAAUGAGUUGGGAUCAAUUUGACAACUUAGAAAAACACACACAGUGGGGAAUUGAUAUUCUUGAGAAAUACAUCAAAUUUGUAAAGGAAAGGACAGAGAUUGAACUCAGCUAUGCAAAGCAACUCAGGAAUCUUUCGAAGAAAUACCAACCUAAAAAGAACUCGAAGGAGGAAGAAGAAUACAGGUAUACAGCAUGUAAAGCCUUCCUUUCCACCCUGAACGAGAUGAACGAUUAUGCUGGACAGCAUGAAGUCAUCUCCGAGAAUAUGACCUCCCAGAUCACCGUGGAGCUAGCACGCUACGUCCAGGAAUUGAAGCAGGAGAGGAAAUCGCACUUUCAUGACGGACGGAAGGCACAGCAGCACAUAGAGACUUGCUGGAAGCAACUAGAAUCAAGUAAAAGACGUUUUGAGCGGGAUUGCAAAGAGGCUGACCGAGCCCAGCAGUACUUUGAGAAAAUGGAUGCUGACAUAAAUGUUACAAAAGCAGAUGUUGAAAAGGCACGACAACAAGCUCAAAUGCGUCACCAAAUGGCAGAGGACAGCAAAGCAGAUUACUCAUCAAUUCUUCAGAAAUUCAACCACGAGCAGCAUGAAUAUUACCAUACUCAUAUUCCCAAUAUCUUUCAGAAAAUACAAGAGAUGGAGGAGAGGAGGAUAGUGAGAAUUGGAGAAUCAGUGAAGACGUAUGCAGAGCUGGAUCGGCAGGUGAUUCCAAUCAUCGGGAAGUGCUUGGAUGGAAUAGUAAAGGCAGCCGAGUCAAUUGAUCCGAAAAAUGAUUCACAGCUGGCCAUAGAAGCUUAUAAGUCCGGUUUUGAGCCGCCUGGAGACAUUGAAUUUGAGGAUUACACCCAGCCGAUGAAGCGCACUGUGUCAGAUAACAGCCUUUCGAAUUCCAGAGGAGAAGGCAAAUCAGAGCUCAAAUUUGGUGGCAAAUCCAAAGGAAAGUUAUGGCCGUUCAUCAAAAAAAAUAAGCUUAUGUCCCUUUUAACAUCCCCCCAUCAGCCUCCCCCACCUCCCCCUGCCUCUGCCUCACCCUCUGCUGUUCCCAACGGCCCCCAGUCUCCCAAGCAGCAAAAGGAACCCCUCUCCCAUCGCUUCAACGAGUUCAUGACCUCCAAACCCAAAAUCCACUGCUUCAGGAGUCUAAAGCGUGGGACUCAGUCUCUCUGUUUUCACAAAGAACUCAUGAAGAGGACGAUAGGGAAACCCACGUAUGCUUUUGAAGCUAGGGAUUAUGUUCUUUCUCUCAAGCUGGGUGCGACUCCAGAAGAUUUCAGCAACCUCCCACCUGAACAGAGAAGGAAAAAGCUACAACAGAAAGUCGAUGAAUUAAAUAAAGAAAUUCAAAAGGAGAUGGAUCAAAGAGAUGCCAUCACAAAAAUGAAAGAUGUCUACCUAAAGAAUCCGCAAAUGGGAGACCCCGCCAGUUUGGAUCACAAAUUAGCGGAAGUCAGCCAAAAUAUAGAAAAACUGAGACUGGAGGCCCAGAAAUUUGAGGCCUGGCUGGCCGAGGUUGAAGGCAGACUCCCAGCACGCAGCGAACAGGCCCGUCGGCACAGCGGCAUGUACGAUGUGCAGAACCCCCCAGCCGUCAACAACUGUGCACAGGAUCGGGAGAGCAGCCCGGAUGGCAGUUACACGGAGGACCAGAGUCAGGAGAGUGAGGUCAAGGUGCUGGCCACGGAUUUCGACGAUGAGUUUGAUGAUGAGGAAUCCCUCCCCGCCAUAGGGACGUGUAAAGCUCUCUACACGUUCGAAGGUCAGAACGAAGGAACCAUUUCAGUAGCUGAAGGAGAAACACUGUACGUUAUAGAGGAAGACAAAGGUGACGGGUGGACCCGCAUCCGGAGAAGUGAAGACGAAGAGGGUUAUGUCCCCACUUCAUACGUCGAAGUCUAUUUGGACAAAAAUGCCAAAGGUGCUAAGACUUAUAUUUAAUACAACUUAAAAAAAAACCAAAAACACAAAAAACUUUAAAACAUUGGAGUUGUUUCUCCCCACAACUAUGACUGUUAACAGGCAGUUCUUCAAAAGACUGGAUGGGGAGCGUCGCAGUUUCUUUUAGGGACGAGGUGGACUUUCAGGCAUCUUACACCUGAAUUUCCUGGGCUGGUUUUGACGAUAAUCAAGUUUCACUUGCUAAUGACAUUUUACUUGGAAAGCUGCCAGCUGCCAAUGUACAACUGUGUCCUUUGAAAUCUGAUAAACAUUUCUUCUUGGGCAGCAUCUGUAGAUAACCAAAAAGUUGCCUUCUAGCUUCUAAUCCGUAUUUCUGAAUCUAAAAGUCCAUGCACAUCCUAGGGGUGCAGAAGACUUCAGUUCUCUUAUUUAUAUGUAGUGUCUGCCAGAAAUUGAACUACCUUAGGAUGUUACAUUUUGUAACUUCAUAAACUGAACUACGCUAGUUUGUUCAAUUUUACAGUCAUUCACUUCGAAGGAAGUCAUCAAUGAAGUAUAGAAUAAGUAAAGAAUAAGAUUGGUACCAAAAGUGUGUAUAUUUCCUUAAACAUGUUUAAGAUAAUUGUUAGAUCACCGUGUUUUCAGGUUAUGUCUAUAUGAUCCUACGCAACCAAUUGAAAUAUGGAAAACUUUGGUCGAUCAACCAGUUGAUUUUUACAUAUGACUACUGAUCUUCCUUCCUCCUGCCAGUUGACAGAGCUGAUCAGAUGUGCUAGUGCUGUUUAGAUAAACUUACAUAAAAACAGCUCACUUCAUUCUGUUCUUUUGGAGGUUUUGUGGGAGGUGGAGCUGUAUUCCGUUCAUACUUGCCCAGGUGGGGCUGUGAAUAGACCCUUGUAAGCAACUGCGUCUACACACAGACCCCAGCACGUCACUUUUCAAGGGUUUUUUGGUUUGUUUUUUAAUCACUGGCAUCUUUAAGACCCAAAGUGUGAAUUCACUGAAAACUGUUUUAGAAUUUCUAGCUCGUUUUAUGGUGCACCAUCUUCAAAGAAUCUGGGUCACUUGGGGAUUUGCAUUUUUAAAUUGGCAGGAUAGGUAGUGAAAUUGGUGACAUGCCCAAUGGCUGUGCUCAUUUCUAGAAUCUUCCCUGAGAUCACAGAGAACCAGCUAAAAGUGAGUCAGAAUAAAGGUAUGGGGUUGAGAUUCUCUUUUUAUUUGGCUUUGAAAAUUAUUUAUUCAUGUCCUUCCUACUCUUAAACAGGAUAUUAGCUCCUUGCUUCGACACUGUGGGCUCCUUUUAGAAUGUCAGAUCAAUUUAAAGCUGAUUUUAAAACUGACAGCAGCAUAUCAGGGGUCUAGGAGCUGGCAGGAGCUAUGGGCGACUGCUGCAGAGUCUAGCAGAGAGCUCUCUUACAUUUCCCGACGGCCGCCAAGAUGGAAUUUAGUAACCUUUACUUAAUGACUGUCUGAUUUUUGUUUUGUUUUGUUUUUUUGAGGUACGCGGGCCUCUCACUGCUGCGGCCUCUCCCGUUGCGGAGCACAGGCUCCGGACGCGCAGGCUCAGCAGCCGUGGCUCACGGGCCCAGCCGCUCCGCGGCAUGUGGGAUCUUCCCAGACCAGGGCACGAACCCGUGUCCCCUGCAUCGGCAGGCGGACUCCCAACCACUGCGCCACCAGGGAAGCCGUGACUGUCUGAUUUUUAAAACAUUUUUUAUUUUGAAAUAAUUAUAGAUUCUCAGGAAGUUGCAAAGAUAAAGCAGAGAGAUCCCCUACAUCCAGCUUCCCCCAGUGGUUGCAUCUGACACAACUGUGGUCCAAUAUCAAAAGCGGGAAACCGGCCCUGGCCAGCCUGAUUUUUUUUUUUAAAUAUAAUUUUGUAAUUCAGAUUUCUUUUGCUUUAUUAUACCUUUGCUGCCGUAAUAUUGAUAAAGCCACUGACCCUGACCCCAGACCUCUCAGGAGAGUCAUUUCAGUUCUUCCUUUUAACUACCGCAGCAAGAAAAUCAGCUGACCGUGGGGAUUGAACGGGCAGUAGGUGGUCACAGCUUUGGGCAGGUAACCAAGUGAAUCCCUAAGAUAUUAAAACCUAACCUUUCUAUCCUGCGAUGAACUCAUUUCCAGACUGUGAAUUAUUGGAGACAGCAAACCAAGCACUGAAAAAUGAGGCAGGAUAACAUUAGUCUUCUAAAAGCCUGACUUGAAAAGUACGGCAUUCCACGAAGUUGGUUGGUGGUGUUUCUUUUGUUUUCCCCUCCUCCUUAGAGUUGUGCAAAUCUGACUCAGGAAAGCACUCAGCUGGCUUUCGGGGAUGGGAGGGGCGAUUUGGGCACAUAAAUGAUGAUCAUUAUUUUAGGCUGUAUGCCUCAAUACCUUUACCAGAUGAAUCUAUGUACUAGCGACUCAACGGUGAAAGAUAUCUUGUAGUUUCAGGUCCAUCUAGUCAGUGCGCAGAGGAUUAGCAGAAGUCUUGAUGCCCAGAGAAUCACAAAUUUCCAUUUCCACCCGAAGUAUACUUUGUGUUCUUCCAACAGUUAUCUGUUAAAAUAAAAGUAGCAAAGUCUCAGCUUGUGUAUAAAGUUUUCUCCUUUUGUUUAGAGAUACACUUAGAGGUUAAUAAUGUAUGUCGAAGCCUUCCUUCCCUGCCUUGUUUAUGAAUCCGCUCCGCCUGCUCCAUAAACGCUGCCCUCUCCUUAAGCCCGUCCCAGGUGGGCGGGGCUGCUGCUUUCCGAUGCCCGUAACUCAAAAGGAGUUGUUUUAUUGUCAGUAAUGCCAGAGCACUUUUGUGUGUGUGUGUGGUGUCUACCAUGUGACUAUUUAAUAAUUGCCAAAGUAGUUAGACUAGAGUAAGUUCCAACUGGUCAACUGAAUUGUGACUGUCCUCUUUUAUGGUUUUGUUUUUGUUUUUUUAAAUUGCUCUCUGUGAAAUAUAUCCAUAACCGCCCCCUGCCCCAAUAGAUUUGUAUAUACUGCAAUAGAAAAACUAAAAGGAUUACUUGAAUUCGUUGUUUUAAUGUUUUACUCUUCUUUGUGUUUGUUUUAUUGGUGAUUCUGAUGCCUAAUGACCUUUUUGUUUUUGUAACCGCUGGGGGAGCCGGAAGGACGGUUACAGUGGUAGCUAGGUCCCCUGCCAGCUGAUCCACAUUUGAGUUUAUUGUAGACACUUGGGUUCUGAGUAAGUUCUGUUUGAAUAUGGCCAACAUGACUGUUUCUCUCUCUCCUUAUCUUACAAGAAAAGAAUCUGUCUGGCUCCUUUUAGUUGUACCCUCGUAUCUGCCUCUCUAAUAAACGUUAUAUUUUUCUCAGUGUUGUGUAUUUUAAAUGAUUUUUCCCCUCUCCGAGAAAAUUAUUCUGUGUAAUCCGAGUAAUUUAACUCUUUCGUCUUCAAUAAUGGGGAAUUUUCUAGCCAAAUGCUUUUCAAAAAAAAAAAAAAAAAUUC